Molecule: messenger RNA, 2928 nt
Organism: Cryptococcus wingfieldii CBS 7118
Lineage: Eukaryota; Fungi; Basidiomycota; Tremellomycetes; Tremellales; Cryptococcaceae
Product: minichromosome maintenance protein 4 (cell division control protein 54)
Exons: 7
Coding region: 1-2928 (975 amino acids)
Biological process (GO): DNA strand elongation involved in DNA replication; mitotic DNA replication initiation; double-strand break repair via break-induced replication
Cellular component (GO): nucleus; MCM complex
Molecular function (GO): single-stranded DNA helicase activity; single-stranded DNA binding; ATP binding
Source: RefSeq, a predicted model, not a curated record
AUGUCCUCCCCCAACAACCCACGGUCGUCCUCUCCCCUCAACUUCCCGUCCUCUUCAGUAGCGGGUACUCCCAGGGCCGCCCGCGUCCAGCAAGUCGCUGGCAGCGACGCCCCCGCCCGGUCGUCAUCCCCUCUUCACUUUCCUACGUCUUCUCCUCGUUCCCAGCCUGGAUCAGGUGCUGGGCGCCAGACGCCUACUGCGUCCCGACUAAGAAGUGAGGUUCCCAGCUCUGCUGGCGUCAGAAGGAUUCGGGAUGAGACCCCUCUCUUCUUCCCGCCAUCCGGAGGCUCCACACCUCGCCGAGCCCGUCGAGGAGAUAUCCAUUCUUCUUUCCCUCACUCAUCCCCGUCUCUCGCUCGACGAACUGCUACCAUCCCCGCCAGCUCUAUCCGCGGUUCGUCUCCGAACUUUGAUGGUCCUCGCACGCCCCGAGCCGGAUCAGCUGCCCCUACUCUUUCUGCUGUUGCUGGAUCUCAGGCAGAUGAUGAGGCCGAUGAUGUUGACGGUAUGGUCAAGUUCAUCUGGGGCACGACCAUCUCCCUGCAAGAAAGUAUGAACCUCUUCCGAGACUUCUUACGCGGCUUCAAGCCCAAAUACCGGGCGGUUUUCAACACCGAACAAGCUCGCCAAAUUGAACAGGAGGGGGGCUUGGCCCCUCCUCCCAUGACUCUCUAUGACAACCUGUCGGCUGAGCGAGCGGAGUCUCCUCUUUACGAGACCUAUCUGGGGCGUUUGCGCGAGACCGGCGAGACCAACCUCAACCUCGACGCUCUGAACCUUCUUGCCUACAACCCAAGCAAAAAGCUUUACCACCAACUUAUCAAUUACCCUCAAGAAGUGAUUCCUAUCAUGGAUCAAGUCUUGAGGGAUGUCAUGAUUGAACUGGGCCACGAGUACUUGGAGAGGGCGCAGACCCAAUAUGCCGAAGGUACCAUGACCCAAUUGCAACUGGGUCUCAUCACGGAUGAGCUCAAGGAUGUGGAUUCUCGAGUCUAUAAAGUCAGACCUUUUGGUGGGGAAAAGACUGUCAACAUGCGAGAUUUGAACCCGGGAGAUACGGACAAAUUGGUGACAAUCAAGGGUCUGGUCAUCAGGGCCACUCCUGUCAUUCCCGAUAUGACUACCGCGUUCUUCCGCUGCCUCAUCUGUCAGCACACUGUUCAGGCUGAUAUCGAUCGAGGGCGCAUCCAGGAACCCGAUGCCUGUCCUCGAGAUGUUUGUGGUUCCAGGGGCACCAUGUCUCUCAUUCACAACCGAUCCGAGUUCACCGACAAGCAAGUCAUUCGUCUGCAAGAGACCCCAGAUGCUGUUCCCGAUGGUCAGACUCCGCACACCGUGUCCCUCUGUGUGUACGAUGAGUUGGUGGAUCUGGUCAAGCCUGGUGAUCGAGUCAUCAUUACCGGUAUCUUCCGUUCCAUCCCUGUUCGUGUCAACCCCAGACAGCGAAGCAUCAAGUCCCUCUACAAGACUUACCUCGAUGUCGUUCACGUCAAGCGCACCAACGUUGCCCGUAUGGGUUUCGAUCCCACAACCCGGGGAGGUGAAGGCAGGCCCCCGGGAGUCGGCGUCGGUGGGGAGGAUGAUGAGGAAGAGCUACUCGCUCGAAACGAUACUGACGAGGCUAUGGACCAGGACGGGUUCGGGGCACCCAUUCAGUCUGCCUCGGCAGAAAUGGAGCAAAAACUCGUCGAGCUUUCUAUCCACCCAGACCUCUACAACAUCUUGGCCUCUUCCCUUGCCCCCUCUAUCUAUGAGCUCGAGGAUGUCAAGAAGGGCAUUCUCCUGCAACUCUUCGGUGGUACGAACAAGUCUAUCGCCAAGGGUGGUGGUGGGGGUGGUCCGAGGUACAGAGGCGAUAUCAACAUCUUGAUGGUCGGUGAUCCCGGUACGAGUAAAUCUCAGAUCUUGCAAUACGUGCACAAGAUUGCUCCCCGAGGUGUCUACACUUCCGGUAAGGGCUCAUCGGCCGUUGGUUUGACGGCCUAUGUCACACGCGACCCAGACUCCAAGCAGCUGGUUCUGGAAAGGCAAUGGUGCUUUGGUUCUCUCCGAUGGAGUGUUUUGCACGAAGUCAUGGAACAGCAAACGGUGUCCAUCGCCAAGGCUGGUAUCAUCACCACCCUCAAUGCGCGUACAUCUAUUCUCGCUGCUGCCAACCCUAUCAACUCUAGAUACGACCCUAAACUUCCUAUUCCCGCCAACAUCGACCUGCCUCCUACUUUGAUUUCCAGGUUCGACUUGUUGUACUUGGUCCUUGAUAAGGUCGACGAGAUCAAUGACAGGAAGUUGGCCAAGCAUUUGGUAGGCUUGUAUCUGUCGGAUGAGGAAGAGCGACCUCAGGAUAACAUCAUUCCCCUCGAUACUCUUGCGGCAUACAUUACCUACGCCCGAUCCAAGAGCCAACCUGUCCUCACAGAGGCAGCCGGUGCUGCCCUCGUGCAAGCCUACGUGGACAUGCGCAAGGCUGGUAUGGACUCGCGGACCCAGGAGAAGCGCAUCACUGCCACCACUAGACAGUUGGAGAGCAUGAUCAGGCUGAGUGAAGCGCAUGCCCGAAUGAGGCUGAGUGAAGAGGUAGAGCUGGAAGAUGUGCUGGAGGCGCAAAGGCUGAUCAAGAGUGCUUUGAGGGAAAGUGCUACCGACCCCCUGACUGGACAGAUUGACCUCGAUCUCAUCAACACCGGCGCCGGUCAGACUAUGCGUCGAGCUCGGGCCGACCUCAAGCGUGAGAUUAUCAAGAUUGUCGUUGAAAAGGCGCGAUCAACAGGUAUUCGCUGGGCGGCAGUCAUCGAUGAGCUCGACAAGCAAAGCAACGUGCCUGUCGAUCACGCUCAAUUUGCAGAGAUCGUGAAAGAGCUGGAGGAGGAGCAGACUGUGAAGGUUUCUGGUGAACGGGACAGGAGGGUCAUUAGGAGUCUGGGUGUCUAA